AUGAACGCGCUGGCGGGCGUCCCCGGUGGACUGAUGAAUUGCAACCCUGGCUCCAGCGGCAGCAGCAGCAACAUGGAUGUAAUGGAUAAGAUCAGAAACGUCAGCGAGCAGACAGAAGACGUCCUGGACCGGAUGAGCCGUCCGCUGAAGCCGUAUAUCCCACUGGUAGCCCGCACACUCCUCGUGUCCACGUUCCUCGAGGACGCCAUCCGUAUCGUCAUGCAGUGGCAAAACCAGCUGUAUUUCCUGCAAGCUUACCGCGGAUUCCCCUGGGGCAUCAGCCACUUCUUCCUCCUUGCCAACGUAAUAACCAUGCUGGUAUGCUCAACUCUGGCAAUUUUCCGUCGCCAAACAGAGUACGCAGUGAGUGGACUUUUUGCAGUCAUCGUCGUGCAGGGGUUUGCAUACGGGCUUAUUUUUGAUUUCAAGUUUUUCGUUCGUAACUUGUCCGUUGCCGGAGGCCUUUUGAUGUUACUCGCGGAGGCGCUUUUGGCUAGACGUCGGAAUGUAUUUGCUGGUCUGCCGAGUAUUUCGGAUGAGGACAAAUCCAAGUAUGUGUUGUUGGGUGGAAGGAUUUUGCUUGUUUUGCUUUUCGUCUCGUUUGUGUUUUCAGGUUCCUUCUCGGUGACGCGUCUGAUUGUUAGCGCUGUGGGCGGUAUGUCAUGCUUGAUGGUCGCUGUUGGGUUCAAGGCUAAGUGGUCUGCGAUUGUCCUCGUUACUAUUCUUAGCGUGUUUAACCUCAUGGUUAAUAACUGGUGGUCGAUUGACUUUAACCCGACUCACCGCGAUUUCGUCAAGUAUGACUUUUUCCAGACUCUGUCGAUUAUGGGCGGCUUCCUCUUGCUUGUCAACGUGGGUCCUGGCGGCUUCUCUGUGGAUGAGAAGAAGAAGAACUUCUAA
Messenger RNA from Kickxella alabastrina, 900 nucleotides. Its product is annotated as SURF4 family-domain-containing protein. Lineage: Eukaryota; Fungi; Kickxellomycota; Kickxellomycetes; Kickxellales; Kickxellaceae. Gene Ontology annotation, cellular component: membrane; endoplasmic reticulum; endoplasmic reticulum-Golgi intermediate compartment. The transcript has 2 exons. The coding region runs from base 1 to 900 and encodes 299 amino acids. The record is from RefSeq and is a predicted model, not a curated record. Gene Ontology annotation, biological process: Golgi organization.